AUGAAAGAAUACAUCUCCGCGUGUGAAACGUGUAGAGAACUUGACAGCAUGACACACGCAAAGGAGACACUGAUGUCCCACGAAGUCCCAUCUCGUCCUCGGGAAAAGAGAUCCACAGACAUCUUUACCAUUGAUGGGAAGAAUUACCUGGUCACGAUAGAUUAUUGCAGCAAUUUCUGGGAGGUGGACAGGUUACCGAACACUAAAGCCAGCACCACCAUCCUGAAGCUGAAGAGUCACUUUGCCCGCUAUGGCAUACCUGAUCAAGUGAUUAGUGACAACGGACCGCAAUUUACAUCUGACGAGUUUGCCAGCUCUCCAGAACAUGGGAUUUUGAGCAUCUUACUAGUAGCCCUGGAAAUAGCAAGGCCAACGGCAGAGUCUGGGAUGAAGACAGCUAAGCGCAUGCUGAAGAAAUCAAUCAGAGCUGGAACCGACCCAUACCUCGCCGUACUCGAUUAUAGAAACACACCCACGCAAGGAAUGACAACCAGCCCAGCGCAACGCCUGAUGAGCCGAAGGACCAAGGCACUCCUUCCUACAACUCAGAGCCUAUUACUGCCUAAGAAUAUAAACCUGGAAAGUGAAAAGAAAGGGUUGUGA
Molecule: messenger RNA, 603 nt
Organism: Pocillopora verrucosa
Lineage: Eukaryota; Metazoa; Cnidaria; Anthozoa; Scleractinia; Pocilloporidae
Source: RefSeq, a predicted model, not a curated record